UAUGUUUGCGAAAUUUCUGGGACGCAUUUCAUACUUCGUAGCAUUCUACGUAUUUUUAGCUGCUGUUGAGGCCGUUCAAUACGAUAUUGUCGUAGAGAACGAGGAUGUGUUCACGCCCUGUGAAGGUUACCCCGGUGACUACAUCGACAAGUACUUCGACAUUUCGGGUCUCAAUUUCGAGAGGCAAGAUGACUUUGUGAAAGUAACUGGGGAUGUCAAGUUGAUUUACGAAUUCCAAUCUAGCGUACCGAUUCAGCUCGACGGCGAGGUGUACAAGAGGUCCCGCGGCGAAUGGGUGGAUACGAUCUAUAAUAUUCGUCGGUCGAAUUUUUGCCCGGCGUUGUACGACGAAAAUGAAUUGUGGUAUGCGAUCACCCAAGUGGUACCCCAGAAAGACCGCGAUUGCCCGCCAAAACCCGGGUUGACCAUAUCGUUCGAUUCGCUGUUCGGCUUGUCGUAUGACCUGCAGGAUCGCACCGCCGACGGCGAAUAUAAGUUGAGAGUGAAGUUGGGUCAAGGCCAGGCGGCCAUGUGUUUCGAAAUCGAAGCUAGUGUCUACAAAAGCGAAUGAAUGGACCCACUUUCAUAUGUACAUAUAUAGGAAUAAAUAAAAUGAUGUGUGUAAUUUGAAGUUU
Molecule: messenger RNA, 635 nt
Organism: Anastrepha obliqua
Lineage: Eukaryota; Metazoa; Arthropoda; Insecta; Diptera; Tephritidae
Exons: 4
Coding region: 2-571 (189 amino acids)
Source: RefSeq, a predicted model, not a curated record